Messenger RNA from Punctularia strigosozonata HHB-11173 SS5, 2946 nucleotides. RefSeq lists its product as uncharacterized. Lineage: Eukaryota; Fungi; Basidiomycota; Agaricomycetes; Corticiales; Punctulariaceae. The transcript has 9 exons. The annotation marks the transcript as partial. The record is from RefSeq and is a predicted model, not a curated record.
CGCAUGCGGCAGUGGAUUGGUGAGAUGCGUGCAAAAUUCCUCGAUGCGUUGUUGGCCCACGAGGCUUUGCCAACCGCGACGACGACCGCAUGCAGUAUUUGCCAUCGUUCAACGGGGGAGUACCGCUGUCAAGACUGCUUGGGCGGAUGCAUGAUGUGUAAAGAUUGCACGAUAGCCGCUCAUAGAAAACUCCCGCUCCAUCAUAUUGAGCGUUGGGAUUACGAUUGCUUCACGCCGACUUCGCUUCGCGACUUAGGGCUUGAAGUCCGGUUAGGUCACACCUCUGGCGAGUCGUGCGGUGGGGUUCACCCGGCUCACAAAUCAUUCCUUGUCUUCGACGCGAAUGGCUACCACUCCGUUGAUGUUCGAUUUUGUGUUUGCUUGCCCACUCCACCAUGGAAACAGCUACUCGAUGUCGGCUGGUAUCCAGCCUCUAGCCAGGAACCCCGCACGGCGUUUACGUUCUCAUUCCUCGACACAUACCACCGCCUCACGCUUCAAGGCAAAAUUUCACUUCAUGACUACUACUUGUCGGUCACACAUAAAACAGAUAACGCUGGCCUAAAUGAGCAGAUGUCACGAUACCACGAAGCCACGUUGGCCACGAGGCAAUGGUCUCAUCUAAUGUUGCUCAAGCGAUCAGCUCGUGGGCACGACCCAUCAGGUAUCCGCAAUACAUCGAAGGGAGCACUCACCGUUGCAUGUCCCGCCUGUCCUCAACCGGGGUGGAACAUUCCAGACGACUGGGAUAAGUGUCCCCCGGAACAAAGGUGGAUUUAUACGCUAUUCAUCGCGCUCGAUGCGUGUUUUCGUUUGAAGAACAAGGAUCGGAAAAUACAUGAUCCAGAGCUGGGAAACGGGUGGGGAUACUGCGUAGAGGAAACGUCAUACCAGGAGCAUCUCAAGGAGUACGUUGAGAUCGAGGAGGUGAACACUACGGUUCAAUGUGACUCAACCUUCAACGCGAUCAAGCAUAUGAAUUCAACUAAUGGAAAGCCCGGGGUCAUGUCCGUGACUGGUGUCGGCGCCGUCAAAUGUGCGAGACACGCGUUCGUCCGGCCGAACGGCGUCGCCGACUUACAGAAAGGUGAAAAGUAUGUGACCAUGGACUACAUCCUCUGGUCCACCCUUCUCCUCGUCGGCUGCCUCCUUCCGAUCGCCAUUAGCUACGACAUUGCAUGCCAGUGGAAGCAGAACCUCUGGAAACGACACGCCUCCCUCCCUGCCACUUUCGCAACACUUACAGGACUAGCCAUACGAUUCUUCAUUCCGAGCAUGCAUAUCCGCGAUCAUACACUGUUAUGUCAGACGGAGUAUAACUUUCUCCUUCACGAAAAUACGGGCCUCACGCACGGAGAGACCAUAGAGCAGGAAUGGGCUCAUAUAGGUGGUGUCACCACCAUCACGCGGGACAUGGGCCCAGGGGCGCGUCAUCACACGCUCAACGACCAUUGGGGUUUCUGGAACUUCAGAAAGACUGUCGCUUUGGGUGCAUUGAUGUACAAGGCUUUGAUAUCUGCGAUGCAAGAGCGUACCCGACACCAGCGUAUCUAUGAAGAAUACACCGCCCGAUUUAGCCCGGCUCUAGUUCUCCGGUGGGUGGAUAUGAUUCAGAAAUGGGAGCUUGAUCCGAAGAAUCCAAACCCAUACGACGAGCCCGAACAAGCUGUCAAUGUCAGUCAGCUACGGAAAGAGUUUGCGGACCAAGACGCGCAAGAAGCCGAAUCGAGGAUCCCUUCGCUACAUCCGACGUCCGCCAAUGCGUUCAUUCGGCAGGGAUUCAUUCUACGCGAUCAACAAUGGAAUAUCCGCUACUCGGCUCAGCAACUAAAGGCUAAUGCUACGGAUACAGCGAAGUCUUCGCUACAAGAGCGACGCACAGCCCUCCAGCGGAGCAUCCAGAACUGGUAUGAUGUUCAAGAUUCUUACAUGCCAGUAGCUAUAACACGUCGCUCUCCACGACGUGCGGAAGGAGGCGAAGAGUCCGGAGUGACAAAUCGGGCCGAAGAUUUGGCGAUUCUGAUGCCCUCCGACAUCGACGUCCCUGAGCUCCGUCGUUCCGGGUGCAUCGGCGACGUUAUCAACAAGGAAAAACAAUACGCCAUGGCGCGGAUGAAGGACGGCCUGAUCAAUGUCCGGCACUUUCUAUGCAUCAGAUCUGCCGCACGCCGGAAGAUGAAGCACUCAUUGGGUGGUAUGGAAGUUUGGACGCAUGUUUCGAUCACUGCUCACAGACUCUUAGGCCAGAAGGAAGGAACACGGUCCAAAACGCUUCUUGGUUCGGUAUCAAAGAAAUUACAGCAGGCCGUCAACGUGUAUCGGACAUCCCAUGCGGCCGUCAAGAUUUUGGAUCCAACAGGCGACUGGGUAAAGCACUAUCGACACCUGUCUGACGAUGAUGUCCGUGGCCCAUUUCGAGAUGAUCAACUGGUCGAAGCGGAACGGAGGAGGACACCCUCAUGGAUCUGGACCGUGCCCGGCACCCAACAGAGGUCUGCGGAGAUCGACGACCGUGACGCCGACGAGCACAUGCGCAGCGAAUGGGCCAGACAACGAGCACGAUCGCGAAGAUGCGCCGAGGAGAUAGUAUUGCUCGUGGAGGAGAUGAGACGCGUGCUGACGUUUCUCCGCUCGAAGGCGACCUGGUGGGAGAAACAGCGGGGGUUACGGAUGGCAGAAGAUCGCGUUAUGCGCGGAAUUGAUGCUUAUGCAUGCCGUCAAGCACGCAUACUUACCAAACUUGGUAGCGUGUUCGCGUCGCGGUGGCUACCACUGCUCAAGAUUUCAGAUCUUGGAGGGCAGUGGAUUGCGCAGUUUGACACCACAGAUAGGCCGCCGCCAAAUGCCCCAUCCGGUCAGUGCUCCUGUCUAUUAAUACCAUAUGGACCUACUGACACGCUCAGUCGCCACAACCCACACUUCGACGGAUGUUGCGGGACCUGUUGA